Molecule: messenger RNA, 2457 nt
Organism: Vespa mandarinia (Asian giant hornet)
Lineage: Eukaryota; Metazoa; Arthropoda; Insecta; Hymenoptera; Vespidae
Product: lysosomal dipeptide transporter MFSD1
Biological process (GO): transmembrane transport
Cellular component (GO): lysosome
Molecular function (GO): transmembrane transporter activity
Source: RefSeq, a predicted model, not a curated record
UUGGUAACCCUAUCUAUUAAACCAACGUUUAACCUAGAAACUUUCUCGCGCGUCCGUUGCAAACUUCUCGUCGAUACUGCUCGGCUGCUGUCGGACAAACACACGGAACAGAUGGGUCGGUAGCUCGUGUAAGUACGACGCACGAGCAUUUGACAGAUAACGAACGUGGAACGAUGCAAUUUUUCAUUAGUUUCGCUCGUUCGAGCAAUUAAUUGUACGAGGAGAAGUGCGCUCAGUCGAAUGAAUUAUAUACGUUUAAUCGGACGCGAAAGAAUUGGUCCUUUUAAUCGUUUAAACGUGAAAAAUUAAGUCGCUAAGUCGAGCGCGUUCAAAGUUCGUACUAAGUCCUGUGAUGACAAAUUAGCCUGAUACGGAGCGCAAAAUCGCGAUCGAGCCAGCAACAGCAGCAGCAGCACCUGUGGAGCCUCGACCUCAUCCAAAUAGGGAAAUAAUUUCGUUAAAAAGGAAUAUUAUUGGACUAAUUCGAGGGACGCCUCGACGAUACCAACGACGAGAUUGAGGAAAUUGAGGAAAUCGAAAUGGAGGGUGAAAUCGUAGGGAGUCCGAAUCAAAUUCUGAACCAAACCGUGGACCCGACUCUGGACCGUUCUGAAGAUGAGAUUGCUUUGCAAGGAUUUUGUAGCCCGAAAAGACUACCCUACAGAUUUCUCGGAUUGGCAUUAAUGUGCCUGCUUGGUUUCGGAUCCUAUUUUUGUUUCGACAAUCCCGGUGCGCUGCAGGAUAAUUUUAAGACAGACUUGCAAAUGUCAACCAGCAAAUUUGUUUUGCUAUAUUCCAUUUAUUCCUGGCCCAAUGUAAUCCUUUGCUUCAUCGGAGGAUUCUUGUUGGAUAGCGUCUUUGGCGUUCGUUUGGGUACCAUCAUAUAUAUGGGACUUACCCUGAUUGGACAGGUCAUCUUUGCCACCGGAGCUAUGGUCAAUGCGUUCUGGUUAAUGAUGAUUGGAAGAUUCGUUUUCGGAAUAGGGGCGGAAUCAUUGGCAGUCGCCCAGAACAGUUAUGCCGUACUUUGGUUUAAGGGAAAGGAACUGAAUAUGGUAUUUGGACUACAAUUGAGUUUUGCUCGUGUUGGAUCUACCGUGAAUUUUUUGGUAAUGGAACCAAUUUACAAUUACGUGUCUCAGUAUUAUACGGGCCCAGAAUGUAUCGGCGUAGUUCUAUUUCUUGCCGCUAUUACUUGCGUGGGCUCUAUGAUAUGCGCUUGCAUUUUGGGUCUUAUGGAUAAACGUGCUGAAAGAUUGCUAAGGCGAGGAGAAGGACAAGAACCAGAAGUAGUUAGUCUAAAAGACGUUAAAGACUUUAAGCCUAUAUUUUGGUUGAUCGCGCUCAUCUGCAUUGCUUACUACGUAGCGAUAUUUCCUUUCAUCGCCCUCGGAAAAGUAUUUUUCGAAAGGAAGUACGAGUACGAUCCUUCGAGCGCCAAUACCGUUAAUUCCUUGAUUUAUUCGAUAUCGGCGAUCGCAUCUCCCGUUUUGGGCUAUCUCGUGGACAGAAUAGGGAAAAACGUUUUUUGGGUCUUUCUAAGCAUAUGCGCGACGAUGGUGGCCCAUGUCCUUUUAGCCUUCACAUAUGUCAAUCCAUACGCUUGUAUGAUACUCAUGGGAUUCGCCUAUUCGAUGCUUGCUAGCAGCUUAUGGCCUUUGAUCGCCCUCGUUACGCCGGAAUAUCAAUUAGGAACUGCUUAUGGCAUCGCUCAGUCCGUACAAAAUUUUGGUCUUGCUGUCGUUUCCAUAUUGGCUGGAAUAAUCGUCGACAGUGGUGGUUACAUGAUUCUCGAGAUAUUCUUCCUUGCAUGGCUUUGGGUAUCUUUGAUAACCGCGGCUGCAAUUUGGGUGACCGACAUGGCUACGAGUGGUGGCUACUUGAACAUGACACCUGGACAACGAGAGAAAUACGAAGAAAUUCGGCACACCCCGGAAAGCUUGGAGAGGAAGAAAUUGUUGUCGCCCGAGUCUACUUCGGAUCUAUCGGUCGAUGAUCUUUUGCAACCGCAAUCCGACAUCAGUAUCAGAAAUCGCUACUUAUCUCGCGUUGGUGCAAUGGUACCACCGCAUGCAAAAGCACCCAUUCAUCGGCCGCUACGAUGAUACUCUGCAUUUAGCUGAAUAUUAUAUGUAUUCCUUUGAAAUCUCGCUAAAACAUUCGUUGUCUUCCUUCUAAAUAGUGCUAAUCUGUGAUAAUUUCUUCAAUGGAAUAUUUUUACGUUCGACGUCGAAUGUUAUUUGAUUUGCGGCUAAGUCGACCGAUCAAGAUUUUAUAUUGCCAAAUACGGAAAGUCGAUUAAUGCCGUGAACCGUGGGAUAUACAGUAACGUAUUAAGUUUUCACGAUGACCAACUAUGGACUUUUACGAUCGCUCGUUUGCGGGACACCUACUACGUGGAUUGAUCUCUACCUCUGGUUUUGUUCGCAAAGCGUUGUUACAAAUAGAUAUGAGAUU